This is a messenger RNA of Erpetoichthys calabaricus (reedfish), 1298 nucleotides long. RefSeq lists its product as uncharacterized. The coding region runs from base 231 to 1298 and encodes 355 amino acids. The record is from RefSeq and is a predicted model, not a curated record. The transcript has 4 exons. Lineage: Eukaryota; Metazoa; Chordata; Cladistia; Polypteriformes; Polypteridae.
GUUAAAUUCAUUCAUGGCAAUCCAAUGAGAAUGAGAUCCAUCAAACCAAUGACUCUGAUAUCGUCAGCUAUUGCGCAUGCUCCACGCCCACCGGGUGCGGAAAAGUCCGUUGAGAUGUUAACGAGCACGCGUGGAGUGAAUCCUUUGGCAUACUUGACAGUGAGAAAUACAUCACAAAAUAAAGCCACAUCCCCAUGCUCUGAGAUUCUUUUGCACCUCCUCAACAAUACAUGGUCAACAUGAUGGCCCAGCCCAUAAGACUGAGGAUCAUACUUGGAGAAGAUGAUGCCAGGAAACUAAUUUUACCAGCGGGGAUAUCAGACUCCAUUGAGGAAUUGUGCCAGGAAAUAAAGACUAAUUUUGGAGUGGAACAGGAUUUGCCCCUUCAAUAUCAAGAUCCUGAUUUCGGAAAUGAGUUCAUAAACCUGACUUCGAUCUCUGAAAUCAAUGAUAAAGCAACUUUAAAGGUUGUAUACUUAUAUACUCUACAGUUACAAAGUUUUACAGAAGAUGAAGCAGUGACAGGUCAACCUGUUGCAGUCCAGAGUCCAACACAUUCUUUUUCAAGCUUUGCAGCAGACACGGAUAAUACAAAGCCUGCUUCAUCGUCAGGUUCAUCGCCAUCUACAAGACUGUCAGUGUGGCCAAGUGUCUUCACAGUCCCUCGUUUUAGCUAUGAGGCCGAACUGCAACUUGAAAAGGCCAACGCUGAGUUCAGUGCUGGUGGAACUAAUUUGACCCCUUCACCAAAACUGAAAUCCCACCUUUUAGAAAGACUGGCUGAAGAAAUAAUUAAAUUUAAAGUCUAUCCAACUGACAAUGACCUGAAUGAAGUUGCAGAAGCCUUUGUGAAAAAGCAUCCUUGUCUGAGGGAGCAGGGAUCCUUCAAUGGCUGUUAUGGUUGGAAGAUUAGCCUCAAGUAUAAAAUGGCCAAUCUCCGGACCAAACUCAGAGGCCUGGGCUGUGCUGAGGUGAUGGUAAAUUCACUAAAGAACAAGGCCCAAGACAAAAGUCAGGCAGCGUUGAAUGUGAAAAAGCCUAGAAGGGCAGAAGUGAAUUAUUGUCUGCAGUAUCCAAAAGGAGAAACCACUGACAGUCUGGAAAAGGAGAGAAUAGCACUGCUUUCUGAGAUUCAGAAGAGAAACAAUGACCAUAUAGUGACAAUGAAAAUGGAGAAGACUUUCUCAUACAGAAGGCAAGAAGUUAUUCAAGGACAGCCCUUGAUUGCAGACUUCAAAAGCAGAUGGCCAACUCUGUUCACUCAGAAAGAGGUGCAUGUCCUAUAUUGCAAGUCAUAA